AUGCUGUCUCCGGAGCAGAUCCAGGAAGUUCGCAAUAAAGUCUGGCUCGCUGACCAGGCCUUGGUUCAGCGCGACCACCAGGUGUUUUGCAAACGCAUCUGGGAUGCGACCGCCCAUGCGAUCAAGUGUGUCGCCCGGGAACGGGCGUGGCCCUGCGGUACCUUUGACGACAUCUGGAAAGCCGGACGCCGGCUGGCCGAGGAGUCUGACAACGAAUAUGGCUGGACGUCGGCGCUCGGAUGUGCUGAACUGCUUCGCACCAACGGUCGGGGUUUGGUUCAGGAACGGUACGAGAUCGAAGAAGACUGGGACAUCUCCACCAGUUUCAUCGAUCGUAUGUUGGGCUUCUCGGUGCGCGACGUAAAAUGACUGCUCCGGAUCGGGUCCAUCAGGCGAACGAAUUUGUUACUUUGGCGGGUCAGCUUUUCGGGGUUGGCAACACUAUGGCGGGCGCUGAAAUGCUGUACGGCGCCCUCACACA
Geodia barretti is the source of this 481-nucleotide messenger RNA. The record is from the annotation of a GenBank genome assembly. NCBI's taxonomy places the organism in Eukaryota, Metazoa, Porifera, Demospongiae, Tetractinellida, Geodiidae.